GUUUUGUUGAGCUUAUUGCAACGUCGCCUGUGUUGUGGUCCACACGAUGCGAUUUACUUGGAUGGUGUACAUUUUACUAGCAGUUAAUGCAGAUGUCAAUGGACAACAAGAUGAGUCUGAAAGAGAUAUAAUUAAUGUGGAAGCUGUGAACAUUAUUAAAGACUAUGCAGUAGACAUAGCAGUGGGUCCAAAAAAUGCGACUUAUUGUAGGCUUGAGGAUCCCACGGGAGCUGUAGUGUUCGACGGGUCCAGCCAAUGUAGACUGACUCUGAACAGAGUGGCGAUGGAACAUGAUGGAAUCUGGAACAUGACUAUAGGAUUACCGGGACGAGUUUUGACUGAAGACGUUUUAUUAACAGUUAAUGUAAUGGAGGCAGAUUCCAAGAUGGUGGUUUUAACGAGGGUGGAGAACCAGCAACCAUCGGUAAAGCUUUCCUGCUCGGUUUCGCACGCGUAUACUGUGCGAGGUUGCAGUUUCCGCGACCCGAGGGGAAAGACACUCGUCGCCACACAAGAAGGAGAAAGCGAAGAAGAUCCGGCAGUCAGAUACUCAACAAAUAUUAGCAACCACGAGUGCAGUCUGCUUUCAACCAACCCUGUGGAGAGUGUGCUUGGCGCGUGGCGCUGCGCUGUCGAGACAGAUCUUGGCACACACUACGGCUUCUUAUCCGUCAUCUGUCCUUGGCUAUUGAACGAUACUGAAAAUAAAGAUGAUUAUUAUUUGGAACCAUUUUUAGACACUCAAAGGGAAUCGAUAUCUGCAGUUGAAGGAGCAGUCACUAUGUCUUGUAUUAUUCAUGCUCCUAUCAGAUACUGCUAUUUUGAAGCAAGUAAUGGCACAAAGAUCAGUGUGGCGCCUGAAACAUUAUCCACGGAUCUGAAAUACGUUGGAAGUGGUUUUAAUGCUGGUGAGUGUGGAGUCAGGUUUACGAAGCUGGUGGCCGGGGACAGUGGCACCUGGAGCUGUCACGUGGGACUCGUCAACCAAACGGGGGAACAAAGUAUCCAGUUCCAAGUCACCAUCGAAGAGCAAUUAAAAGUGCGGCAUUACUGGCACGAGUCGUACGGACUUGUGGUAGAAGCCAGAGUUCACCCCACGAGGACGCUACAUUACUGUAUAUUUGUUCGUUUCGAUGGCCUUGUUUUGACAACAAAGAACAUUUCGGCUGACCACAAACUUAUAUCCAUUGACGAGCGUCACCGUCUACUCCGGAUCAAAAAAACGAGUGGCUUGGACCUCUAUCCUUGGAUAAUCAUCGCGAAAGUCAAAAAACAUGGUUUUGUGACUAGAAACACCACUGACAAUGUAUUCUGGUUCAAACAAACUGCAUCGGGUGCAAACGUCACUGGACAACAAGCAACCAAUGAUAAAUUUGAAAUACAAAGGGUAUUGUUAUCCCGGAUCGACCGUGUGACCAGGAUCGGUGAGCACAUUGACAUGUCGUUAGACAAUUCAGAACAAGAAGAACUGUGCUACUUCAUUUCACCUAAUGGGGAAGAUAGUACUAUAGUCGAGAGCAUUGCUGGUGUGACGGUCCACGAGCGAAGCAUCUUUGUAUCCUGCAGGAUGACAGUGGGUCCUAUCGAAAGAUCGCUUAUAGGAAACUGGACCUUAUGCGCAAGGCGUACAGAUACUGUAAUACACGAACGUUGUCAACACAUAAAUGUUACUUUUAGUAAUAAUAACAACCCGAGCGCUGCUUGGCAUGUCAAUGAGCGUCCUCAGUUCAACCAUAGCGUCAGUCUUGGCAGGUACUUGACACCAGUCGUUAUAGGCGACGGUAACACGAGAUCUUGCCACAUUAUUACUCCAGAUGGUGAAGAUCUGAUUAUUACCCACGAUACCAAUUAUCGGAAUCUGGAGCUGGUAUCUCUGAACCCUUCUACCAGGACCUGUUCCGUCAGGAUAGGUCCGAUAGAAAGCUGGAUGAUGGGAGAAUGGACUCUCUAUGGCAUGUUCAGGCGCAAGGCUAAUAAUGAAGUUAGGUUGCCAAUGCGUCUGUUAUUUUACGACGAAGAGAAUCCCUACACCCAGCCAUACAACAUCACUAAUCUGGACUCAAUCAAUCGCAACGUGCCUUUAGGCCGAACAAUAACUUUAGAAGUGACCGGCACAGGAAACACAGAUGAAUGUGAAUACAGACCUCCAACUGGUCAGAGAUACUUGUUCAAUGCAACUGAUCACUUCCUGGUGUAACAAUAAUGGAUGUUGGAGUGUUAACAAUUUGUCGCAUUACGGUGGGUCCUGUUGAUGCAGAUAUGUUUGGGUCAUGGGAAUUAGUAGGGAGAUUUAGCAACAAUGAAAUAUUUACGGAGCGACGGCAGCCAUUUUACAUAGCCAUGGGAGACCAAGACGAACAGGAAGACACAGAAUGGUUGCCAAAUAUCGAACUUGUUGCAAGAACGGGUCAACUCAUAGAUAUAACUUUAAAUAACAUGAAGCAAGACGAAAGAUGUUUCUUCGAUAACCCUCGAGGAGAGCGUGGUUCUGAGGAAACUGGGAUGAGUGGUGUAAGGAUACACGAGGGUAGCAGAUACGUAUCAUGUAGGAUAACUAUCGGGCCGAUGGAACAAUCACUGAUUGGAAACUGGACGCUUUGUGGCAAUUACGGGCCUGGAAAUAGCUACGAGAGAUGUCAAGCGGUCAAUAUAGCUUGGC
This is a messenger RNA of Manduca sexta (tobacco hornworm), 2659 nucleotides long. RefSeq lists its product as uncharacterized. The transcript is spliced from 14 exons. Lineage: Eukaryota; Metazoa; Arthropoda; Insecta; Lepidoptera; Sphingidae. The record is from RefSeq and is a predicted model, not a curated record. Bases 47 to 2197 code for a protein of 716 amino acids.